Molecule: messenger RNA, 2009 nt
Organism: Melitaea cinxia (Glanville fritillary)
Lineage: Eukaryota; Metazoa; Arthropoda; Insecta; Lepidoptera; Nymphalidae
Gene: UGT47A1
Product: UDP-glycosyltransferase UGT5-like
Exons: 6
Coding region: 16-1530 (504 amino acids)
Molecular function (GO): UDP-glycosyltransferase activity
Source: RefSeq, a predicted model, not a curated record
AAGAGUCACUAUGCGAUGUACGGCCGCCUAAUAGACGCCCUUUCCCGGAGGAACCACACGUUAACCAUCUUAACGCAUUUUACCAUGAAAAAUCCACCACCUAACGUAGAAGAGAUAAAUUUAGCAGGCACAAUUCCAGAAAUAACAAAUAAUCUCACUAAACAGCACACAUCUCUAAAACCAGAUUUCAUGAGAAACUUGGACCAAAUCAUGAAGGAAUGCGUCCACGCAUGCGAUGUCGUGUCACAAAACCCGGCCGUGAAGGCGCUGGUCAACUCGUCUAAAACUUACGAUUUAAUCAUUUUAGAGGUUUUUGGCAGCGAAUGUUUCCUACCCUUCGGCAAUCGAUUCAAAGCUCCAGUUGUCGGGCUCUUAUCAAGUGUUCCUCUGCCAUGGGUCAAUGAGCAGUUAGGAAAUCCAGAGGGAACGGCCUACAUACCAGCAUACAUGAUGGGUUAUGGACAACGUAUGAAGCUAUGGGAACGUUUUGUAAACACCGUAGCUGUAAUAUUUGCGAAGAUAAGUUACAAAAUUAAGUCGCAGAUACCAUCACAGGUGAUUGCUGAUCGUCUUUUUGGUUCUGGUCCAAAAUUGGAAACACUAGCUCAAAAUUAUAGUGUGGUUUUAGCUAACAGCCAUUUUAGUAUUAACGAAGUGCGACCAUUGGUUCCUGCUCUUGUUGAAGUUGGAGGCUUACAUCUUGACAAUUCACAAAUAAUGCCAAAGGCUUUAAAGAGGUUUUUAGAUAGCUCGUACGAAGGUGUUAUUUAUUGGAGCUUCGGCUCUAUGUCGCGGAUCGAAACAAUAUCAAGUGAAAAAUUGGCACAGAUUUUUACGGCGUUAUCUGAACUAUCUCAAACUGUCCUGGUGAGAUUAGAUCGGAAGUUGCUUUCUAGCAAUCUCACAGUCCCAGACAACGUUUAUACUAUGAAGUGGAUACCACAAUAUAAAACUUUAUGUCACCCAAACGUACAAUUGUUUAUAUCACAUGGUGGUCUACUCGGGACACAAGAGGCGGUCGCGUGUGGGGUACCGAUGCUCAUAGUGCCUCUGUAUGCUGACCAGGCGCUGAACGGUCACGCUAUGAGUGAUCGCGGUGUUGCACGAAUCAUUUCCUUAAGAUAUUCAAGUACAGCGUCUUGGAAAGAAGCUUUCUAUGAUUUGUUUACAAAUGUUAGGUAUAAGGAAAAUGCAUUAAAAUUAAAAGAUAUAUUCCUGGACCGCCCCAUGUCACCCCUAGACACUGGGGUUUACUGGAUAGAGUAUGUCCUUAGACACAAGGGUGCUGGCCACAUGCGUUCUCCAGCCCUCGACUUAUCCUACUCACAGUAUCUACUUCUAGAUUUUUUAGCUUUUAGCAUUAUUAGCAUAUGUUUAGUUAUUUACCUACUUCAUAAAUUAUUUCGCUAUUUAUGCACUAGGUGUAUUUGGCGGUUUCCUAAAGCGAUCGUCUCAGAAAAGAUACUUUUCAGGCGAAACAGUAAUCUAUUUCAUUAUUUUCUUUGGAUAUACAAGUUGAAAACGAACUAAUGGUUUUUUUUUUAGCAACCGAUCUCUAGUGUAAACUUUGUAAAUAAUUAUAUGUAAGCUAUUUAUUAGUUUCGCCUUUCGUAAGAGAUUAAUUGAUUGUAUGAGAUUAGUGUUAUAUCAAAAGAACUGUGGGGGGAAUUUGUUUGGAAGAGUCUUAAAACCAAGGGCGUAACUAUAAUUUUGUAAGAUAAAAAUAAAUAAAUAUGUAAAACUCGAUAAUUAUGAGAUUUUUUUUUUUAAUUUACUGCAACUAUUCAUUCACUUUCACUAUUUACAAUACUUCUAUAAUAGGGUGAGGAGGUUUUGGCUAAAUCUACCUAAAAAUUAUUAUUAGUUUCGAUUCAGGGUGGGGAAAGCCUCACCUUUCCCUACCGUAUGUAUGCUUAAAACUCUAGCUACAGAAAUGCAAUUAAUUUCACAAUGUGAAAUGGAACAAAAGGAAAUGAUUUGUAAUAAAAAAUAAUAAUUAUGUCCACUCA